GGGUGUGCGUGCUGCCUGACGUCAGCACGCUGCCUAUGCCGUGCGUGGGUCGUGCUUCUACAGAGAUGUGCACUUUUCAUGUGUUUUUAGGAGCGUGUCCGUGCGCAUAACCGUGCCUGAUUAACCGUGUACGGGGGACGCGCACGCGGAGCCGGGGCCGCACUUUUGACGGGGGCCGAGCUGCUGAUGAUUGUGGAGGAUGAGGAGGUCCAGACUGGUUCUAGUCUUGGUCCUGGCCUUUGUCCUUGUGGUCUACCUCACGGUCAUCAAGCAACACUAUGACUCCCAUAAUGCAUUGCCCCUGAGACACCCCGCCCCCAAAGCUUUCCUGUCACCUGAUUGGCUGCUAGGGGGGCGGGUCCAGUUUGGGAUCAUGUUUGAUGCUGGGAGCACCGGGACCCGAGUCCACAUCUUCAAGUUCAGAGUGGACCACAACAAGAGCCGGGUCCCAGAGCUGUUGGAGGAGUUCUUUAAGGCGUUUUCACCAGGACUCUCGGCCUUUGCUGAAGACCCUCCCCAGUGCAGAGUUGGUCUUCUUCAGCUCCUGGACUUCGCUCAGACCAAAGUUCCGGUCCAGGUCCAUGGAUCCACUCCGGUUUUUCUGAAGGCCACAGCAGGACUCAGGCUUCUACAGGGAGACCAGGCCAACAGGCUCCUGAACCAGGUGCGGGCUGAGUUCCUGGCAUCUCCCUUCCUCUCCUCUGAUCAGAGCGUGUCCAUUUUGGAUGGAUCAGAUGAAGGGAUCUCAGCCUGGCUCACAGUGAACUUCUUACUGGGGGCUGUAGGGGGCACUACUGCAUCUGUGGGAACGCUGGACCUGGGAGGAGGCUCCACACAAGUGACCUUCAGCCCAAGUUCAAAGUUUGUGGAGUCUAUGUCCUCAUCUUCAGACUUCCAGAACCUCAGCCUCUUCACCUCCUCCUACAGCCUCUACACACACAGUUACCUGGGCCUGGGACUGAUGGAGGCGCGAGCUGCAGUUCUGGGACCCCCCUCUGCUCCAGGUGGCGGUGUCCUGCUCAGUCCUUGUAUGUCGCCCGGUGAAGUUGGGACGUGGCAGCAUGAUCACGUCUUGUACAGUGUGAGGGGACAGAGGACAGGUGAAGGCACAGAUGAAGGCACAGAUGAAGGCACAGGUUCCGUGUUCGAGGCGUGUUCUAGGCGUGUGCGCUCUAUUCUGAAGGACACAGUGAGAGCAGUGGAGCCACAGCAGCAGUUUUACGCCUUCUCCUACUACUACGACCGAGCAGUGGACAUUGGAGCCAUCGACGAAGGAAGAGGAGGAGAGGUGCGGGUCAGAGACUAUUCCUCUGCAGCUCAAAGAGUUUGUGCAGGUGAGACCCUGAGCCCCGACCUUAGUCCUCUCCUCUGCCUGGACCUGGUCUACAUCUCAGUCCUGCUCCAGGAACUAGGAUUCAGCCCAGACUCCCAGCUCAAGUUGGCUCGGCGGAUCAGAGGAGUGGAGACUAGUUGGGCUUUAGGAGCGACCUUCAGCUACAUGAACCUCUGAAGCUGUUAUUGUGAAAGGACUCUCCUCAGACUCUUAUUGUGAAAGGACAGACUGAUCGUGAAAGGACAAAUGUAUUAUUUAUUAUUCUAAACAUAUCCAAUCAGGAAGCCACUGUGACCUACGCUGGCGGCUGAUUGGUUGUUUUGUACUUCCAAAUCCUGUAAAUGUGAUCCACAGCAGUUGUCAAAUAUAUAUAUUUUUAAUCAGCGUAAAAACACAUUUAAAUGAUGAUGUAAUGAGCAGAAGUGUUUUGUGUUUGACUCAUCGUGACAGCAACAAGAAAGUGAGAGACUAAACUUAUUCAGAUCUGUUCAACCUGUUCAGAUUUUUAACCAUGUUCUAGUUGUUUCUUCUCAUUGAACCUCUGAAGUUGUAUUUGGAGUGAUUCAUGUUUGAUUAAUCUUUAAUCUCUUAUUUUCAAGAUGCCAUUUUGCCUCCACUGGUACACGCUGCUGUGAUGUGCGCACUUCCUUCUCCAGUUUUAUUUUCUUAAUCGGUGAUACUCGUAGGAUUCGGCUUUCAUUGGGCGCCACAGUUCUUAACAUUAUGAUUUAAAAUGUGUAGAUUAUAACAUAAUGAUCCACGGGAGUCAGAGAUUAUAACUAUAAAGACACAAGCACAAUAGGGCUGAUUUAAAGCCUCAAUAUGGAGCUUUUCUUGUUGGAUUAAACUUUUAUUUGUUUACACUUCUGUCUAAUGUGCCAAACGUUUCAAACAGAUCUCUAACAUCUGCAGAAGAAUGUACUUUCUGAAUGUAUUUUUGUGUCCCAUUUCACAGUUGAGUUUGUAAAUGUAACAUGAGGCUCCAGCGAUUAAUAUGAAUUUAAAACGUUUCAUAAAAAGUUUGGAAUAAAAUGGCAUGUGUUUGUAAAGU
This is a messenger RNA of Periophthalmus magnuspinnatus, 2384 nucleotides long. RefSeq names its product ectonucleoside triphosphate diphosphohydrolase 6 (gene entpd6). The record is from RefSeq and is a predicted model, not a curated record. Lineage: Eukaryota; Metazoa; Chordata; Actinopteri; Gobiiformes; Gobiidae. The coding region runs from base 200 to 1510 and encodes 436 amino acids. Gene Ontology annotation, molecular function: UDP phosphatase activity; GDP phosphatase activity. The transcript is spliced from 13 exons. Gene Ontology annotation, cellular component: membrane; Golgi apparatus. Gene Ontology annotation, biological process: nucleoside diphosphate catabolic process.